GCGCGCAAACGUACGCCGACCGACGGACCGGCCGGCCAUGUCGUCCAUGGCCGACGACGGCGAGCGGCUCGAGCUCCUCCACGGCGACCUCGACCUGACCAUCCACGAGGCGUGCGGCCUCCCCAACAUGGACAUCCUCUCAACCAUCCUCCGCCGACUCUGCAUCCGGCCCCGCCGCCUCCCCAGCCGCAACAUCGACGCCGACACCGACGCCGACAGCCCCGUCCGCCGCCGCCGCCGCCGCCAAAAGCCUCGCGGCCACCACAGCAUCGUCCCGACCUCCGACCCCUACGCCCUCGUCGCGGUGUCGCGGCCGGACGUCCCGGACACCACGAUCGCGCGCACCUACGUCGUCCGCAACUCCGAGGCCCCGGACUGGUCGGCGCGCAUACGCAUCCCCCUCGCGCACGAGGCCUCCCGCCUCGUCCUCCAGGUCAGGGACUCGGACCCCUUCGGCUCCGACCUCAUCGGAGCCGCCUACCUCCCGGCCGCCGCACUCCUCGAUGGCAAGCCCAUCGUGGACGCCUGGCUCCCACUGCUCCGCCCCGACGGCCGCGGCCCUCCGAAACCCAACUCCGCCAUCCGCGUCUCCCUCACCUUCACCCCCGCAUCGUCGUCGUCCUCCCGGCGCCACCGCUUCGGCGGCGUGCCGGCGUACUUCCCGGCGCGGCGUGGGUGCGAGCUGAAGCUGUACCAGGACGCGCACGUGCCGGUGGGUGCGCCGUGCUCGUACGAGCGCGGGCGGUGCUGGGAGGACGUGUGCAUGGCGGUGCUGGGGGCGCAGAAACUGGUGUACGUGGCGGGGUGGGCGGUGGGCGCGAGGGUGAGGCUGCUGCGGGAGGAGAUGUCGCCGGAGAUGGCGGAGAAGGCGGCGGAGGUGAGGGCGCUGGCCGGCGUUGAGGUGGAGAAGAUGGCGCUGGGGGAGCUGCUCAAGUACAAGUCGCAGGAGGGCGUCCGCGUCUGCCUCCUCGUCUCCGACCACCACGACACUCCCCUGCACCCCAGCUUCUUCCUAAACACGGGAGGCAUGAUGCAAACUAGUGGCGAAGACACGAAGAAGUUCUUCAAACAAUCAUCUGUGAUUUGUGUACUCUCGCAUCGCUACCCUAGAAGCAAAGUUGACAUGGCCAAGCAAAAGGCAAGCUAAGAUACAAGAUUUUCUCUUAUGUUUGUUUUUAGUUUUUUUUGAUUUGUUAUUAACUACUUGAUGGUUUCUUGGGAUAUGGAUCAAAAUUAAGUAAGAUGUACAAAACUGAAUCUUUAAGUUGUCAAAUCCCGUCAAAUAUUAUCACACCAAAUGCCUCAAGAAACUUACAUUUUUCAUCAUCUUCAUCAUCGCUUUAUGUCAUUUCCACUAUCUUUAAGUUUUCUAUGUGCCUAUCUUCUCUCUGUGUGAGAGAGGAGGAGAGAAAUAAGGUGUGCCAUUCGACGAGACCUAAUCUCAAUGAGCUUUUUCUUUUACCAAUUUUGGUUAUGCAAAUCUUUGGCCACCAUAGGAAUAACAUGAUUUUAUGCUCACUUUUUUAUGAUUUUAAAACAUGAAUGACAACAUCGUUUACAGCCAAAAAAAACUAAGGUUGUUGCCUUACUCAUUCAUGUAUAUGUAAUUUUUCAAAUAAAUAUUAUUUAAACAAAAAAAUUAUGUUAAUUGCUCAUGGCCCCUUGAUGUAUAUUUAUUCGAGCUAUAUGUUUGAACCAAUUCGUUUACAAGAAAAAAAACUAAUUUAUAUAUGUAAUGUAGUUGCAUAACUAGAACAUUGACAAACACAUGGUUUGUGUAUCCGGUAUUACUGAAAAAAUAAACAAACAUUAUUAAAGAGUCAAUUGCCUUUGCUCGCUCUAGCAUUGUACCAAUUUUAGUUUUAAAAUUUUCUAUUACGCUUAAAAGAAUUAAUUAAAUAAUAUUGUUGCUAAGUAUUAAGAUAUUAUUUCAUUUAUGAUUUAAUUACUUUUUGUUAUAACAAAUAUGUUUCAUUAAAUUUGAGUAAUAUCUUAAAAAACAUUACUUCUUCCUUUAUUUUAAUAGCAUCUUUUUGUAUAUUAAUUUUUUGCCCAGUGAUGAAUUAUAGUGUAUGUGCUAUGGUUAAU
Messenger RNA from Triticum aestivum (bread wheat), 2088 nucleotides. Its product is annotated as phospholipase D delta. The record is from RefSeq and is a predicted model, not a curated record. Gene Ontology annotation, cellular component: plasma membrane. The coding region runs from base 38 to 1147 and encodes 369 amino acids. The transcript has 2 exons. Lineage: Eukaryota; Viridiplantae; Streptophyta; Magnoliopsida; Poales; Poaceae. Gene Ontology annotation, biological process: phospholipid catabolic process. Gene Ontology annotation, molecular function: D-type glycerophospholipase activity.